Molecule: messenger RNA, 1191 nt
Organism: Scheffersomyces coipomensis
Lineage: Eukaryota; Fungi; Ascomycota; Pichiomycetes; Serinales; Debaryomycetaceae
Product: palmitoyltransferase
Exons: 1
Coding region: 1-1191 (396 amino acids)
Molecular function (GO): palmitoyltransferase activity
Source: RefSeq, a predicted model, not a curated record
AUGCUAAUAUCUCAGCCUAUGAUUAUGUUAAAACAACGACCUUCUUGGUUAUUAUCAACAGAACGAUUCUGUUGUUUUUUAGCCUCAUUAUUUCCUAAAGUAUUCUUUACGUCAUUAUCAUUAUGGUCACUUUAUGUGUUAAUCUUUGUCGUAAAUGAAGAAUAUAUCAAUCAAGAAUAUCAUAAACCCACCUUAGCUAUAAUCAGUAGUAUCUUUGGAGUACUUCUAUGUGCUUUAUCUGUAUAUACUUAUUAUAAGGUUAUAUGGAUUGGUGCUGGAUCGCCGUUGGAUUUUGAUAUGCUUCACCUUUCAAAUCCAUCACCUCAAUAUUUAUCAUCAAAUCCAUUUGAUGUGGUUCCACCAGAAUCAUCCCAACCAUUACUAGAUAAUGAUGAUAUUGAAAAUCAUCAUAAUAAUAGACAGAAUGAUAUUUUCCCUCCCGAACCUCCAUCUCAAUACAUAUCAUUCCAUACAUUUUCAAGUUCAAAACCAGUAAGAUAUUGUAAUAAAUGUCAAGUUUGGAAACCAGAUAGAACUCAUCAUUGCUCCAGUAGUAAUAAAUGUAUCUUAAGAAUGGAUCAUUACUGUCCUUGGUUUUCUACUUGUAUUGGAUUUAGGAAUCAAAAAUUCUUUAUUCAAUUCUUAGGUUAUCUUGCCACUUAUUCAUUUUAUUUAUUCAUUCUGUCAUUUGCUGUAUUAUAUGUGUUUUUCAUAGAAGAACAAUAUACUAAUGGAUUCAUAUCAGUUAGUUUAAUUAUUUUAUUUGUCCUUAGUCUUUCAUUCUCCCUUGCCUUGGGUGUAUUCUUUUUAUUUUCCGUAUAUUUAUUAUUACAAAAUUUAACUACCAUUGAAUUCCAAGAUCAAAGAUGGGCUAAACAUGAAAGUAAUAGUUUCUUAUAUGAAUUUGAUCCCAGAGGUAAGAAACAGAAAUUAGGUCAUAUUUAUGAUUUAGGUUAUAAGAAGAAUUGGACCAGUAUAAUGGGAGAUAAUUGGGUUCAUUGGAUAUUACCUAUCGCAUCAACAUCAAAUUCAAUUACGGAUAAAUAUAAUAAUGGAGUUAAUUUUGAAAUUGAUGAACCAGUUUAUGAAAAAUGGACAAAGAAUUUACAAUUACAAGAACAAUUAAAUCAACAAUUGGCUGAUUAUAAGAAUAGAUUAAGAACGGAACGGGAAGCAGGUAAUAUAGUAUGA